AUGGUGCGCGACGCAAGCAUGAAGCGCAAGGCGACCCCUGCCGCUGCUACCCCGCCUGCGACUGCAACGGGAAAGAAGGUGCGUGUGGCCGCGCCUGUCAAGAAGGUCGUCAAGGCCGAAAAAGCGCCCGUCGCCGACAAGCCCAAGGCGGCCAAGGAGGCGCCGGCCAAGGCCAAGGAGGCGCCGGCCAAGGCCAAGGUCGCCAAGGCGCCUGCCACGACCAAGACCCCGAUCAAGGCGCCGGUGAAGAAAGUGAAGGAGGUCGUCAAAGCUCCGAAGGCCGUUCCUGCGACCAAGUCGGCCAAGGCGACCCAGGCCGCGCAGCCCAAGGCCACCGAGGCCACGCAGCCCAAGGCUGCCACGGCCGCGCCCAAGCUCAAGAGCGCGCUGGCCAAGGGCGGUGCCAAGCCCAGCAAGGUACUGCGUAUCCACGAGGUGCCCGCCUCGACGGACGCCGACAUUGCCAAAAAGAUGCGUGCGACCGCUGCCGACGAGGACGAGGACGAGGACGAGACGCUCGAGGGCUUCCCCGAUGAGGACGACGAGAUCGACUCAGAGGAGGAGGACGAGGAGGACGAUGCUUUGGCGACGCGUGCGCUGCCCACGUCCGGUGAGGUGAUGCGCCUCCCCAGCAGCCGUGAUGAUGCGGUGGUGCGCCAGCGCCUCGAGCAGGCCAAGCGCCGCCACGCGCAGAGCGCCGAGAAAGAGGACACCGGCAUUGUGUACGUCGGCCGUCUCCCCCACGGCUUCUUUGAAGACCAGCUCAAGGCGUACUUUUCGCAGUUUGGCGAUAUCCGCCGCCUGCGUCUGUCGCGCAACAAAAAGACGGGCCACUCGAAGCACUAUGGCUUUGUCGAGUUCCUGAGCAAGGAGGUUGCCGAGAUUGUCGUCGAGACGAUGAACAACUACUUGCUGGACGGCCACCUGCUGCAGAUGGCCCUGAUCCCCAACGACCAGGUCGACCCCAACCUGUGGAUCGGCGCCAACCGCAAGUUCCGCAAGGUGCCGACGGACCGCGUGGAGCGUGUGCGCCGCUCGCGCCCCCGCACCGAGGAGGAGCGCCAGCGCGUGAAUAGCAAGCUGCUCCAACGCCAGACCAAGCGGCGUGCACAGCUAAAGAGUGCGGGGAUCGACUACGACUUCCCAGGAUACCAAGCGUGA
Malassezia japonica is the source of this 1161-nucleotide messenger RNA. RefSeq names its product nucleolar protein (gene NOP15). Gene Ontology annotation, biological process: maturation of LSU-rRNA from tricistronic rRNA transcript (SSU-rRNA, 5.8S rRNA, LSU-rRNA). Gene Ontology annotation, cellular component: nucleolus. The record is from RefSeq and is a predicted model, not a curated record. The transcript has a single exon. Gene Ontology annotation, molecular function: RNA binding. Lineage: Eukaryota; Fungi; Basidiomycota; Malasseziomycetes; Malasseziales; Malasseziaceae. Bases 1 to 1161 code for a protein of 386 amino acids.